UGCUACAUGCCAUUCAUAUUGUAUAACACUAUGUGGUGAAGGCUGGACUCAAAGGCUGACCUUACAGCAUAACAUGGAGAUUCAUUUGAACCUGAAUUGACACUGUAAAGCCGCUUCUAGUUUAACUAGACCUCCUGGAACCGACUCAAGGGCCCGUAGAUGUCCUUGAACCAUACCUUUGGCAACCUUCUGCUAGCUUCAGCAAGGCAACACCCACUCCUCCUCUGUAGCUCCCUCUGCAUCCUCCCCCCUGCUCUCCAGAGUCCGCUACCGCCAGGGCUCCCUACUUUAGUGAGGGACUGCUAAAUCACAGCUGAGAAGAAACAUUCUUCACAUCUCAAGGAACUAAGCAAAACACGUGUGGUAGAAUGCUGCGUUCACAGACACUACGCAAUUGAAAUGAAAAGACGCAAAACAGUUUUUCUCAAGACGACUAAUUAAGGAUGCACUUGUUAUUGUUCCAAAAUAUAGGCCUGCUGGCUUGUUUCCACAGCUUCAUAUCAGCCUUCACACUGGAAACUAGAAAUCAUAAAUUCGAUGAGUCCUACUAUGAGUAUGUGGCUGAUCGCCUGGAAUGGAAAGAUGCAGGGGAAAUGUGUAACCAGCGCUCUGGGGUCUUAGCCACUGUCUCCAGCCCAGUAGAGAAGCAAGAGCUUACCAGCUUUUUAAAAUCCUUGAACAUCUCUCAUCCUGUGUGGAUUGCCAGAAAAGUCCAGACACAUCCAGCAAGUUCCUCCAAGACCCUCAUCCUGGAGUUCAGCGGGCGCUCGGAAAGGAAGCAUGCCCGUCUCUUGCACAGAUUCCCCUCCAUGGAUUCGGUGACUGUUUGCACCCGUCUUUGCUUCGAUCCAAAUUGCUUUGGAAUUUCCACAAUUUUUUCUUAUUCCAUCCCGUCAUAUAUAAAUGAGUUCCAGCUCCGCGUGAACCUGAGCCAGGGCAAACCGGUGCAGCUGGCUCUGCUGGUUCAUGGCAUUCAUGGACCAUACCGAGAAGCCUUCAACCACGAUGACUCCUGGCACUCGGUCUGCGUUUCUUGGAGCCAGAUUGAUGGACGAUGGGCCCUAUUCACUGAUGGCCGAGCGGAAUCUAGGGGAGAUGGCCUAAAUUCUUCCAAUAUUGGCCCUGAUGGUCUUUUCAUUCUGGGACAGGAGCAGGACACCUUUGGAGGUUCAUUUAAGAAGGAUGAGUCAUUCUCAGGGAGCAUCACAGAGCUGCACAUAUGGGAUCGAGUACUGAACAGCAGUGAAAUCUACACUAUGGAAAAGCAGUGUUCACCCAUUUCCUCUGGGCUGGUGUUCAAGUGGAGUGGAGCAGCCAUGGAAAUAGAGACCUCCCUUACCAAGCUGUGGAAAGACGUGCCAUGUCAAGUGUCGGGAAAUUCUUUCUUGGAUUCCCUCCUGGGCGGAAAUUCUUUGCAGAAUCAAACCAUCUACGUUGAGGUCCAAAGGCUGGAUCAUGAUGAGGAUUGUGGCAUCUUUGACCCUCUCAUCAGGAACUCUAGCCUAGCCAAGUGUAAAGCCUCCAACAGUGCGGUCUGCAAGGUUAAGAAAGAAUUGCCAGAUGGUUUCAGUUUACCAAAGACCCAGUUAUUCAGCAGAUUGAACAAAGAUCCUCAGAUCAAACCUGUGAUUGUCGAGCUGAGUGGUAAUAGCUCCUGGAACAGAGACCUGGCCCUGCUGCAGCAACUGACCCAGGCUGUUCUGCAAGAGGUGGAGGUGGGUGGCUCUCACCUCCUCACCUCCAGUGAUGUACUUUACCUCACCCAGAUGAUAGAGAAGGACCUGGCUAGUUCUCACUCGGCUCGAGCUGAUGCAGCAGAAGUCAUGGUGUCCAUUGCUACCAACUACCUUAAGGUGGCGAGUUUGAUGCUGGAUCCCGGCAUGGCUACACAGUGGAUGGGCUUGACAGAGGACUGGGUCAGCGUGGGACCAUUUACUGUUGUCCAGAGCAUUGACAGACUCACUGAAACUCUUGCAAACAUUCUAUCCGCUGAGAAAAGAGGCUUCACUCUUUCUACAAAGAAUAUAGAUGUUUGCCUGACGUGGCAGAAGCUGACUGAAGACAGCCUUAGUCAAGUCUUCAAGCCAUCUGCAGUCAGCUCUCACACUGCUGGCAGGAGUAGUCAGGAUGAGCUGCUUAUUCCUGACACUGAGCUCCACAGGAUACACGCUCUGGGAUAUGAGGAAGUGAUGUUUAUACAUACCCACUACAGCCGUUUGAGUGAGAUUGUGGCUGAAUCACAGGAGCCAUCACAGAGUCACCAGGAGAAUGUGAAAAGAAUUCACCCCGGUCACCUGGCUUCUGCUGUCGUAUCAGCCACUGUGCGUGAUGCCUUCAAAGGCCAAACCAUCCCUGUGGCCCUCAAGUACACCCUUUCCUCCUCACAUGUGGUGGAGUAUUCACUGCGAGUUAGUCCCGUUUGUGCCUUUUGGAAUUUCAGCUUGUUGCAUAAUCAAACCAGUAGCUGGUCCAGUGAUGGUUGCAUGGUCACCUUUGCUGGCUCUGGGGUCACUUCCUGUCUGUGUAACCACACAACCAACUUUGCAGUGCUGAUGAAUUACCUGGAGUCAAAGUGGAGUCCUGAGGAAGAGCUUAUUUUGACCAAGCUGACGUUCAUCGGUGCGGGUGCAUCUCUGUGUGCGCUGGUGGUCACCUUGAUGCUUUUCACUGUGCUGGAUAUCCCCAAGUCUGACAGGACGUCUAUCCAUAAGAACCUGUUCAUUGCUCUGAUCUGCGCCCAGGUCAUCCUACUCUGCAGCGGCUCUGCCAUCCACAACAAGGUGGCGUGUACACUUGUGGCAGCACUGCUCCAUCUCUUCUUCAUGGCAGCCUUUAGCUGGAUGUUGGUGGAAGGACUGCUGCUCUGGAGCAAGGUGGUCGCAAUCAACCUAAGCGAGGAGCGUCACAUGAAGUAUUACUAUCUCAUCGGCUGGGGUCUGCCAGUGCUGAUAGUCACCAUCACGCUUGCAUCAGCCUCAGGCAAAUACUCAGCCGACGGCUACUGUUGGCUCAGUGUCCAGAAUGGUGUUAUAUGGGGCUUUGCUGGACCUGUCAUCUUCAUCAUCAUGGUGAAUGUCUUGGUGCUGACCCGGGUGGUGAUCAUCACCAUCUCCACAGCUAAGAGAAGGUCCAUCAUGUUGGCCAUGGGCACCAGUCCUGUGGAACAAGCCUAUGAGCAGAUCAGGGCUGCAGUGAAAGCCAUUUUGGUGUUGCUGCCUAUCCUCGGAUUGACAUGGCUGUGUGGUGUCUUGGUGCCUUUCUCCAUUGUCAUGGCCUACAUCUUCAUCCUUCUUAACUCCCUGCAGGGCCUGUUCAUCUUCCUGAUAUAUGGGGUGUACAACACAGAGGUUCGGAGCACGGUCAACAGGAUCAAGGAGAGGAGAAAAGCGCUUAAUUUUUCAAACUGCGCCAGUUCCCGACCAUCCAGCUCAGUUACCAGCUCUCGUCCUGUCAGUUUCCCGUUAGGAACUACGCCAAGCCAGGAGGAGGAGGCCACCCCUACCCACACUUGCAGCAACACCCCCAGCCUGGGGAAGGAGGAAGACAGGACCAGAGGUCAGCUGUCCAUUCCUUGUGGUCCAGAGAGACUAGAGAGUCCCUUGAGCCAAACUUCCAAAGGCAAUUAUGUGCACAGAAAGGAGCCCUGUUCCUCAGAGGUGGAUGCCUUGCCAGCUGGUUGUAGUCUUCAUGUUCCCAUGGACCUGGAGUUUACCGCCUCCUGCUUCCCCCGAAGUCCUUUGCCUCAGAAAAGCUAUGGCCUCGUCCACGUUGACUGACCUGGCUGGUGACGGUGAUUGAAGUUUCUUUUUUUUUUUUUAUCAAAGCUGGUGAAUUAUUUUACUUAUAUUAUAGCUUUUUUUCCCCUUCACUAUUCUCUCUUAUGAUCACUGUAGAGACGCAGCACAUCUUUGUUUUUUUCAGUGCAUACCUUUGUACUAGUUGUUACUAUUUUCCAUUUUGUAGGACUUAUUUUUGCUUUAGACAUUGUUCUUAUUUUAAAAUGUGCUGCAUAAUAAUGUAAGCUAAAUGCCUCAAUUAUAACUUUGAUCUAAACUCCAAAUUGUCAACUAAAAGUUCAUUGUUUUUUAUGCUUGUAUGUCUUUCAUGGUGUUUUAUUUUUUAUGGCUUCACUUGCCGCUUCUAAGAGCACUACUGAAUAUCGUCCAGUAAAGUGUGCGGUAGUACUGCAUUCAGAUACAUAAACUGAGUAAUGGGCCCUAUUUGUGAUCAGUCAGUGUGAGAUGUCAAUCAUAUUGAGACUUUUAUGAUAUGCCAUCAGCUUUUUCUCUCCCCCGGUUUCCUGUCACUCCAUUAUCAAACUCUCAAAUAGUGGCAUGAAAAAAAAAAAGUAGGACAGCUGAGUUAACUUUCUUUACAUCUUAUUUCCCAUUUGAACUUAUUCCUACGUUAUUCGAAGCAGGUUGAAAUAGCUUUUCCUUUUCCCCACAAAAAACCUAUGCAGCAAAACGGGACAGCAUUAGUGUGUGCUGGAAGCCAGAAUCUGAAGAUAUAAGCAUAAUAAUCAUUUAUUGAAAUAUGAGUGAAAAUUAAAUUAGUCUCAGAGAGCCGCUCCCAAUGACAGAGGCAGUGAUAGGGACAGUCAGAAGAACAGCAAGCGGGGAAAAAGUCAUAAAAAAGCAGGAGGGAUAUAGCAUUUUGAUCCAUUUUGUACCCAUGUGUUGACAGCGUACGUGAGCAUUUUAAUGAUAAUAAAUACAUAAAUAAAUUCCUCGUUUAACCAUGAGUUAAAGAGUUGAUCUUAAGCUACAGACUGAUUUGUUUAAAACCAAACUUUAACCUCCAAAUUCUGACUAAAUAUUAUUAUUAUUAUUUUUUUUAAUACGUUUAAUAAAAAAAAAAAAGAAAGCCUGCUGUUGCGAAUGGAGCAUUGACCAAAUUAAUUUGCAUGACUUGAUGCCUGCAUGUGGUGUAGAGUUCACCUGUAUGUAAUGGCACAUUCAAAGCAGCAGCAGAACCUCAACACAGAAUUUGAGAAAGUUGCUGAUAAAAGAUUGUCUGAUGAGGGUGUCAGAAAAUUGAGAUCAGAAACUCAACUGCUUAAUAACAUGGGACUUUAAGUUAAUUUUCUGUACAAUAAACAUGCCAUUGAAAGACUCCCGAUUGUUCUAUGACCUAAUUGAUAAGAUGUUGACAGGUAAACAAAUAAACCACAAGUAAAUGUGGGAGGCAAGCGUUUGGACAUUUUUGAACAGUAACAACAAGAACAGUACAUGUGAACAAUUCCACAUGAAAUAAUUUAGGGUGCCAUUUUUUUGUGAAAAGAAAGCCAUUUAGGACACAGUACUAGAAGUCACAGAUCAAAGGGGUAAAGAUGCCGUCUUUGGUAUAAGAGCAAACUCGAAAGAACAAUGAUGCAGUUUGAAUAAAAUAACUUCAAACGUCUUUCAUACCUACUGUCUUCAAUACAAUAUUCCAUGUUUUUGACUUGCAUUAACAUUUAAAAGCCAAACAAAAUUAUGGUGAUUUUUUUAGUUUUUAAAAGCUUACUAUUUUGCUCCAGAGCUGCAUCAAUGAACUAAUUAUGGAAACAAAACAAGAACAUGCUACAGAAAACAAAUUUAUUCUGGCAUGGAAACCUCACGCCAUGUAACACAAAGAUGGAAACCCAGACACGCAAUAAAUUAUCUUCAUUAUUAAGCGUAACCAGUGACAUACUGUACAUCAAAAAGGUAAAAGCACUGUAAAUAAAAAAGGAAAGGAAAUCUACAAAAAAGGUUGUAAGUGAAACAGAACCCUUAUACAGCAAUGCUUUUAAAAAAAUGUUUAAAUGCCAGCAGACAAGAUAGAAAUUAAUAUCUUAAGUGUGAUUCCUUCUUGAUUUUAGUGUCUCACGACAUAAUUUAAGUACUGCUCAAAACAAAUAACAAAUAAACACUGUACACACACCAAAGAAAGCGAACCAGAGGAUCUUUUUUUUCGUUUUGUUGAUUUCAUUUUUUAGGAAAUCAUUGCUUUGCAAUUUAUGCUUCAUCACAGUUCUCUCCCAUAUGACCACAUGAAUGUAAACACCUGUUGAAUUAUUCUUUUUUAAUUUUUACAUUAAUACUUUAUAUAUAUAUUUGUACAUAUUUUCAUUCACAUCUGCACGGUUAGCUAGCAUGGUAAUGAAAUAAGGCAAGACUCACAUAACUGUGACAUCACAAUUUUUUUUCCCCCAUUAUAAUACUGAUUAUUAAGGUUUUGUAAUUUCCUCCUUCUGUUUUGGAGCAGCCUUUGGUCUUUCUGGACAAAGGCAGGGUCGAUCCUUCUCCGUCUCAAGAAUCACACUUUGUUUUGUUCCAGUUGCAAUGAAAUACUAAAAAGAGAGUGUGUUUUGCAGGAAAAAGGGGCUAUAAAUACACUUUUUUCAGCUUACAUCAUUAAUUGAAUUUAUUUAACACUGGUCUUUCUGAGGUACAUAGUUUAAGAUGAUUCAGGGAGGUGGAAUAAGAAAGGGGUACGACAAUAUGACCAUGAGGAGCAAAAGUCUUCCAUUACAAGAGAAAAAAAACUCCGAUUUUUUCUUCUUAUUGGCCUAUCUAUCAUUUUGUUCAAUAAAGACUGUUUCUUUUUUAGACUUUUUUUUUUUUCAGUUCGUCCCUCAGUCAGAUCAAGCUGCCGUGGCAGGCGUGUUUUGUGAGUUCAAAAAACAGAUGUGAUAGUAAGUUAGAGUCUUUGGCCUGGUUGACUGGCUGUCCGUUCAUCUUUACAGUACCAACAACAGCUAAAAGCUGGUUUCAGUGAGAGAGCAUUCGGAGGAUCAUCGACCAAAAAAGCCACCGCUCUAGUCACAAAGCUGUCUGUCCGAAAGAUAGGUGGUGUUUCUCAGCUUCCUGUCUUAGCACAAAUGGCAUCUCAAAAUGUCCACAGUGCUCAAACAUUUAAGAGUGGUUAUUUCUUAAGUUUCAACCUGCCAGCCUGAUAAUGUGUUCUUUUCCAGAUGAUUGGAUCCCAUCUUGAGCCACAUUUGUUUCAAGUGUUUUUCUCCUCUUACUUUUAAUAUUGUCUUUUUUGUGGAGGAGAAGAGGCUUUUCUUUCAGACUUUUUUUUUAAUAGAAUAAAAGGAUCCAUAUACUGUUAGUGUUUACACAUUAUUUGUCUCUGUGCUUGUGUGUUUAUCCAGAUCUGUAUUCCAAGUUGUAACUUCAAAAUCAAAAUGAGCUUUAUAUAAACAAAAGUUGCUAACAA
Molecule: messenger RNA, 7188 nt
Organism: Eleginops maclovinus (Patagonian blennie)
Lineage: Eukaryota; Metazoa; Chordata; Actinopteri; Perciformes; Eleginopidae
Product: adhesion G-protein coupled receptor D2
Exons: 26
Coding region: 444-3776 (1110 amino acids)
Biological process (GO): adenylate cyclase-activating G protein-coupled receptor signaling pathway; cell surface receptor signaling pathway
Cellular component (GO): plasma membrane
Molecular function (GO): G protein-coupled receptor activity
Source: RefSeq, a predicted model, not a curated record